Molecule: messenger RNA, 3593 nt
Organism: Lycium ferocissimum
Lineage: Eukaryota; Viridiplantae; Streptophyta; Magnoliopsida; Solanales; Solanaceae
Product: protease Do-like 7
Exons: 24
Coding region: 126-3413 (1095 amino acids)
Biological process (GO): proteolysis
Molecular function (GO): protein binding; serine-type endopeptidase activity
Source: RefSeq, a predicted model, not a curated record
AGGGGGUCAACGCCAACUCAAACUUGGCACACCCCGCCGAUUAUAUCUCAUUUCCCUCUCCUAGUAGUCCAAAUAAUAUCCUUCACCGGAAAAAAACUGCAAAUAUUCCUUCUCCGUUAGUAAAAAUGAAGGAUGAUUUGUGUAUAGACAUUGAUCCUUCUUUAACGGAAAAUAAUCUCGCUACUGCUGAAGAUUGGCGUAAAGCACUUAGUAAAGUUGUUCCUGCCGUUGUUGUGCUUCGAACCACUGGUUGUCGAGCAUUCGAUACUGAAUCUGCUGGUGUUAGUUCCGCUACGGGAUUUGUUGUUGAUAAACGUCGUGGAAUUAUACUCACCAAUCGACAUGUUGUUAAACCUGGACCUGUGAUGGCAGAAGCUAUGUUUGUGAACCGUGAAGAAAUACCAGUUUACCCCAUAUACAGGGACCCUGUUCAUGAUUUUGGCUUCUUUCGCUAUGACCCUGGUGCAAUACAAUUUUUGAGCUAUGAAGAGAUUCCUCUUGCUCCUGAUGCUGCCUCUGUAGGUGUCGAAAUCAGGGUUGUUGGUAAUGAUAGCGGAGAGAAGGUGUCUAUUUUGGCGGGUACCCUUGCUCGAUUAGAUAGAGAUGCUCCGCAAUAUAAGAAAGACGGCUACAAUGACUUCAAUACAUUCUACAUGCAAGCUGCUUCUGGGACUAAAGGUGGUUCAAGUGGCUCGCCUGUAAUAGAUUGGCAAGGAAGAGCUCUUGCCUUGAAUGCUGGGAGCAAGUUAUCAAGUGCCUCUGCUUUUUUCUUGCCUUUAGAACGAGUUGUCAGGUCACUCAAGUUCUUACAGGAAGCAGGAAAUUUUUCUACAAAUACAUGGGCAGCGGUCACUAUUCCUCGUGGUACACUUCAGGCUACUUUUCUCCAUAAAGGAUAUGAUGAGACACGCAGGCUUGGUCUUCAACGUGAGACGGAACAGUUGGUGCGCAAUUCAACUCCAUCCACCGAAACUGGAAUGCUUGUUGUUGAUGCUGUGGUUCCUGGUGGCCCGGCUCAUAAUCAUUUAGAGCCCGGUGAUGUGCUUGUUCGCAUGAAUGGAGAGGUUGUUACCCAGUUCCUGAAGAUGGAGACUUUACUUGAUGACAGUGUUGAGCAGAAAAUUGAGCUUCAAAUUGAAAGGGGUGGCACUCCUAUGACAGUGGACUUGUUGGUUCAGGAUUUGCACACAAUUACUCCAGACUACUUCUUGGAAGUUAGCGGUGCAGUGAUCCACCCCCUUUCUUAUCAACAGGCUAGAAAUUUUCGUUUUAACUGUGGUCUUGUCUAUGUGGCCGAACCAGGAUACAUGCUAUUUAGAGCAGGAGUUCCUCGCCACUCCAUCAUUAAAAAAUUUGCAGGGGAAGGUAUAUCAAGGCUUGAAGACUUAAUUUCUGUUUUAUCUAAGUUGUCUAGGGGUGCAAGAGUACCGUUGGAGUAUAUAAACUACAAGGCACGUCAUCAAAGAAAGUCUGUCUUGGUCACAAUUGACCGCCAUGAGUGGUAUGCACCCCCACAGAUCUAUAAGCGCGAUGACAGUUCUGGCUUAUGGACAGCGAAACUGGCUUUGCAGCAGGAGUCCCCACUCUUGGUAUCUGGCAUUUAUCCAGUCGAACAAGAUUUAUCAAAUCAUGCCGGGUCUUGUACUGGUGAGGUUAGUCCAAAGGACUAUAGACCUGAACAAGUCAGCCAAGAACCCACUGAUGGAGUUACUAGUGUGGAAAUUAGUGGUGAACUUGCUGCUGAGGGACCAAAUGCUCAGGAUGAUUCUGAUAAUGAAACAAAGAAACGGAGGGUGGAAGAGCACUCAUCUGAAGACGGCAAUGUAAUAGCCGAUUGUUCUUUAAAUGAGCGUGCAGGAGAAAGGUUGAAGGAGUCUGGAUCCCCGGAAGAUUCAGUUCUGAGAGAUUAUCAAGUUGCAGCACCUGUAGAAGCUACAUCAGUUGCUGAGCGUGUGGUUGAGCCAACUCUUGUGAUGUUUGAGGUUCAUGUCCCUUCAUCAUGUAUGCUUGACGGUGUUCACUCACAACAUUUUUUUGGAACUGGGGUAAUUGUAUAUCAUUCCCAAACCAUGGGCUUGGUUGCUGUUGACAAAAAUACAGUUGCAGUACCAGUUUCUGAUGUGAUGCUAUCGUUUGCUGCUUUUCCUAUUGAAAUUCCUGCCGAGGUAGUCUUCCUCCACCCUUUCCAUAAUUUUGCUCUGGUUGCAUAUGACCCCUCUGCUUUGGGAGCUGCUGCCGCCUCUGUGGUUCGUGCUGCUGAACUUCUUCCUGAACCGGCUCUUCGUCGUGGAGAUUCAGUGUUUCUAGUGGGAUUGAGUAGAAGCCUGCAGGCAACCUCUAGGAAAUCAAUCGUGACUAACCCUUCUGCUGCUGUGAAUAUUGGAUCCUCUGAUGUUCCGCGAUACAGAGCAACAAACAUGGAAGUCAUUGAGCUUGAUACUGAUUUUGGAAGCACCUUUUCUGGUGUGCUGACUGAUGAACGUGGAAGGGUUCAAGCUUUAUGGGGAAGCUUUUCAACGCAGCUCAAGUUUAGCUCGAGUUCAUCAGAAGAGCACCAAUUUGUCCGAGGUAUCCCCAUAUAUAAAAUAAGCCAACUCGUUGACAGGAUCACUUCUGGCACUGAGGGACCGCCUCGUCUUAUAAAUGGUUCGCGAAGACCUAUGCCGUGUAUAAGAAUGUUAGAAGUUGAACUUUACCCUACUUUGCUUUCUAAAGCUCGAAGUUUUGGACUAAGUGAUUUAUGGAUCCAGGCCCUCGUGAAGAAGGAUCCUCUGAGACGCCAAGUAUUGCGAGUCAAAGGUUGCUUCGCUGGCUCAAAAGCUGAAAACUUGUUGGAACAAGGGGACAUGGUCUUAGCAAUCAAUAAGCAGCCAGUUACAUGCUUUCGUGACAUUGAAGAUGCAUGCGAAUCGUUAGGCUAUUCCAGUCACGACGAUGGAAAUCUAGACUUGACAAUUUUCCGUCAGGGAACUGAAAUUGAACUAGUUGUGGGAACGGAUGUGAGGGAUGGAAAUGGAGCCAAACGAGCAAUAAAUUGGUGUGGUGGUGUUCUCCAAGAACCUUAUCCAGCCGUACGUGCACUUGGGUUUCUGCCUGAAGAAGGCCAUGGAGUGUAUGUGGCAAGGUGGUGUCAUGGGAGUCCCGCACAUCGUCAUGGUCUCUUUGCUCUUCAAUGGAUAGUUGAAGUCAACGGGAAACCAACACCUAACUUGGAUGCUUUUGUCGAUGUGACUAAGGCAAUCGAGCAUGGAGCGUUUGUUCGUAUACGAACAGUCCACCUGAAUGGGAAGCCUCGAGUGCUUACAUUGAAACAAGAUUUACACUACUGGCCAACAUGGGAACUCAGGUUUGAUCCUGAAACUGCAGUGUGGCGACGCAAAGUAAUCAAAUCAUUGGAUUCUGGUGUUCUGUGAACUGUCUCAGCUGAUUGUCCAAAGCAUUUACCCCACUCGGUAAUUAGAGUACUGUUGGUAUUUGAAGUUGUCAUGUAUCACUGUACGAGAAUCUUAAUGAAACUUUGAGUUGAUGCCUAUAUGUUAAAUAACAAAUCAUCUGAUCAUUUUAUAAAAUAAUAUAAAAAAUCUUUUGUAUGA